This is a messenger RNA of Sclerotinia borealis F-4128, 1002 nucleotides long. The record is from the annotation of a GenBank genome assembly. Lineage: Eukaryota; Fungi; Ascomycota; Leotiomycetes; Helotiales; Sclerotiniaceae.
AUGGUUCUUAUCUGUCCCCGAAUCCAUUUCUUUGAGAUCAAUGAUCAAUCCUGGUUCCCCCAAUACCUCCGCCUUAAAGUGCAAUCCUGCCUAACCCUCUGCUGGACCUUCCGCGUCCCCCUCAUCCAGCCCUCCUCUCCCGCCCAAUUAGUCGCUUCCACCCUCUCCCGCACUCUCUCCAACAAUGUCACCUCCUACACCUAUGUAGAUUUCUGUGCUGGGGCCGGCGGGCCCACCCCGUACAUUGAAAUACACAUGAAUGCGCAAUUGAACACACCCUUCUCCGGCUCAUCAUUCACCCCCUCAACCUCUUCAUCGCUCGCUCCCCACGAAGCCUCAUAUGUUGAAGUUGCUGCCACGCCAAUUGAUAAAACAUAUGGUCUAAUGCCACGGUCGCCGCGUCCGGUUAAUGGAGAUCAUGGGGGUGAUGGAAAGGUUCAGUUCGUGUUGACAGAUUUACAUCCGCAUAUUCCUGAUUGGACGGAAGCUUCCAAACGCAGCGAGAAUCUCUCUUUUGUAGCUGAGUCUGUCGAUGCGGCGAAUGCCCCGAGAGAUUUAUUGGAGAAUGUUGGUGGGGGAGAGAGAAAGGUGUUUAGGCUGUAUAAUUUAGCCUUUCAUCAUUUUGGGGAUGAAUUGGGUGGAGAUAUCCUGAGAAAUACAGUUGAGACUGCUGAUGGGUUUGGAAUUUUUGAACUCCAAGAACGCACCCUCUCCUCCAUAAUAACCAUGUUCGCCAUGGGCAUAAUGAUAAUGGGCAUAACACCCUUCUAUUUCUGGCGUUCACCGGGUCAUCUAUUUUUCACAUACAUUAUACCGAUUAUCCCAUUUGUAUUAGUUUUCGACGGGAUAAUCAGCUCGUUGCGCACGAGGAGUGCGGAGGAAGUGGAGGCGUUGAUGAAGAAGAGUGGAGGAGAUAUAAAUGGCUGGAAGGUGUUAAGUGGGAGGGAGAGACAUACUUGGCCUACGGGGUAUAUGACUUGGGUUAUGGGGGUUAAGGAAUAG